CUUGGCCGUACCUGUGCCCUCAACAGACCAUGACCGCCUGCCUGAAGGAAGAAUACUGGGAUGCGCUCUUGUACGAAUGCAAGGCCUGCUCGCUGGUCUGUCAGACAUCCAGGAUCAGGAGUUGUACUGAGGUUUGCAAGUCCAUCGAAUGCGGCAAGCGUGCAGGUUUCUACUACGAUACGUUCAUCAGGGAGUGCGUCAACUGCACCACCAUUUGCGGACAGCACCCCCGGGAAUGCCAGCCCUUCUGCAGAAGUGAGCCUGCCCCCUUACCUGCACCGGCUGCUCUAGCGUGGAAGCUGGACAACGCAUACGACCAGCAACUGGUGGUCUACCUCAUGCUGGGACUCUGCCUCUGCACCCUGCUCUCCUCGUUGCUGUUGACCUGGAUUUAUUUUAGAAAGCGGGGGGGAGAGGUGACCUGUCACACCGGCACCAUCGCUUGUCACAAAAAGGGGGACGUCCCAAAAGAAUGCCUCAUGGACGUAGGAAGCGUGGGAAGCAAAUCCAGCGGCAGUCAGACUCUGGAGCCUGUUGAAACCUGCGGCUUCUGCUUUCCGGAGCAAAGCCCCGUUCAGGAGUCCAGGGCAUGUCACAGGACGUACCAACUCGGAGGCAGGGAGGAUGCUGCUCCUGCUGCUGGAAUGUCCUCGUCAGGGAUUGUGGGAACAAUCCCUACCCCUGAGAACGGCCACUUCCAGAUCAUAUGCUCCCCCUCGCAAGAGAAGGUGCAGGCGACUUGAGGGGGACAAGAUUGGAGAUCUGUGGAGAACCCUCAAAACACAAAACAAGGAAGCUGCUCGACUUUUUCAGAUUUCUGCCCUGCCUUGCCUUAAGAACUGGCCCACGCAAAUCAUCAGUGGCCAGCAUUAGAAAGAAGCAAUCUCUGGAUUUCAGGGUGCAAGCAGUGUUUGAACGUCUCUCAAACCCUUUGGACCCCCCCCCCCCCCCCCGGUGCAAACUAUCAGGACAAACCCCGUCCAUUUGCAAGCACA
Messenger RNA from Sphaerodactylus townsendi, 995 nucleotides. RefSeq names its product TNF receptor superfamily member 13B (gene TNFRSF13B). The transcript has 4 exons. Gene Ontology annotation, cellular component: plasma membrane. Bases 30 to 743 code for a protein of 237 amino acids. The record is from RefSeq and is a predicted model, not a curated record. NCBI's taxonomy places the organism in Eukaryota, Metazoa, Chordata, Lepidosauria, Squamata, Sphaerodactylidae.